This is a messenger RNA of Colletotrichum karsti, 1272 nucleotides long. RefSeq lists its product as uncharacterized. Lineage: Eukaryota; Fungi; Ascomycota; Sordariomycetes; Glomerellales; Glomerellaceae. The record is from RefSeq and is a predicted model, not a curated record. Bases 1 to 1272 code for a protein of 423 amino acids. The transcript is spliced from 2 exons.
AUGGCGACCUUCGCAGCAUCAACACCAUCACCUCCUCCAUCCAUCCGAACACCACCCACCCCCAAACACGGCUGGAGCGAUAACUGGGAGCCUUAUUCUCCUCGCAAGUCGGCACGAAUUUCAUCUCGACGAGCCGCACGAACUCCUUCCCCUCAACCUUCGUCUCACCGCACUCCCCCCCGAACCACCCGCAAAGCCGUCGCACCUUCCGCCGCCGCCGCCGCAGCCAUCAUGUCGCCGACCGCAACCCCUCAGAAGAAGCGCCAACCCGCUCAAGACUCUGUUCGCCGCGCUUCUGGAUUUUUGACAGUCGACAGCGCAUCGCAAGCCGCCUCGUCCUUGGGCAUCGACAAGAUGGACCAUCAAUCCAAAGCCACCGCCGCCACCACAUCCGUCACCCGCGUCUCCGGCAUGCUGCCGACCCCGGCAAAGACUCCCAAGAAGGCGCCCAAUGAGAAGCAGACCGCUCAAAUCCGCUCUGUCGCGCGCAACUUAUUCCACAACGAUCACGAUGCCCUGGCCAGCCCCAAGAGGGGCCGCGCGCCCAAGAAGUAUUCCGGCAACUCAUUGGAGAGUUUCGUCGCCGAGGAAGUCGAGGAGCCGAUUGAGAUCUUCACCGAUUCGCAAGAUCGCAUUCCCGAGGCCGACCCGAGUGAGGACAACCCGUUCUACGGCGAUAGCGCCACCGUCGAGCGAGAGCUCCCGCGCCGACGCAGCAAGCGCAAGGUCGCGAUUCCAGGAGAGGCGUCCCAGUCUGUUGACGAAGCUAUGGAACGCGAAGAUGGUCUGAUUUAUGUUUUCCGAGGAAAGAAGAUCUUCCGCAAGUUUGUUGAUGAGGAGCAAGAUGGUGAAGGCAGUUCGGAGUCUCGUCCUAAGAGGCGCUCGGCGAUGAAGGGUCGCCUGCUGUUCCCGGUCGCUCCCAAGGCACCUGCUACUGGCUCGACUUUGGAGGAGGAGGAAGCCCUCACCGAUAUCGAGGAUCACCACUUGGAGGAGGAGCAAGAGGAGGCUCCGCAGACCCCAGCCGACAUUCAGGACAAAUGCCCGUCAACCCCCCAGGCUCCCAAGUUCGGCCCGGCGGCAACUCCCCCCGACACCAGACGUACGACUCGAUCUGGAUUGAAGUCAGAAGAAGCGACCCCGGUCAAACGCAAGACCCGGUCGAGUCCGUUCGACGACUGGCCGCGUGUCAAGAGUCGCCAUGACCGCACACCCGCCAAACGCUCGGCAGAGACACCGGCAGCACCAGCUCCUAAGCGAGCUCGUCACUGA